Molecule: messenger RNA, 3948 nt
Organism: Sorex fumeus (smoky shrew)
Lineage: Eukaryota; Metazoa; Chordata; Mammalia; Eulipotyphla; Soricidae
Gene: STIMATE
Product: STIM activating enhancer
Exons: 8
Coding region: 59-943 (294 amino acids)
Biological process (GO): activation of store-operated calcium channel activity
Cellular component (GO): membrane; cortical endoplasmic reticulum
Molecular function (GO): calcium channel regulator activity
Source: RefSeq, a predicted model, not a curated record
GUCCCCCAGCAGGCGGCCAGGCGGGCCGGGCCGCGGCGCCCCUCGCGCCGGGCGCGCCAUGCAGGGCCCCGGCGGGAACGCGAGCCGCGGCGUGGCGGGCGCGCCGCCUGCCACGGUGGCGUCCGCGGCGGGCCGCUGCGAGAGCGGCGCGCUCAUGCACAGUUUCGGCAUCUUCCUGCAGGGGCUUCUCGGCGUCGUGGCCUUCAGCACGUUGAUGCUCAAACGCUUCCGAGAACCAAAACACGAAAGACGGCCAUGGAGAAUUUGGUUCUUAGACACCUCCAAGCAAGCCAUAGGGAUGCUCUUCAUUCACUUCGCAAACGUGUACCUGGCGGAUCUCACAGAAGAGGACCCUUGCUCACUGUACCUCAUCAACUUCCUCCUGGACGCCACAGUGGGCAUGCUGCUCAUCUACGUGGGGGUACGCGCUGUCAGCGUCCUGGUGGAGUGGCAGCAGUGGGAGUCCCUGCGCUUCGGAGAAUACGGAGACCCUCUGCAGUGCGGAGCCUGGGUGGGCCAGUGUGCGCUCUACAUCGUCAUCAUGGUGUUCGAGAAGUCCAUCGUCUUCAUCGUCCUGCUCAUACUUCAGUGGAAGAAGGUGGCCCUGCUGAACCCCAUCGAGAACCCCGACCUGAAGCUGGCCAUCGUCAUGCUGAUCGUGCCCUUCUUUGUCAACGCUUUCAUGUUCUGGGUCGUGGACAAUUUCCUCAUGAGAAAGGGAAGGACGAAAGCUAAGCUGGAAGAGAGAGGCGCUAGCCAGGACUCGAGGAACGGCAGCCGGGUCCGCUACCGGAGGGCGGCGUCGCACGAGGAGUCGGAGUCUGAGAUCCUGAUCUCCGCCGACGACGAGAUGGAGGAGUCAGACGUGGAGGAGGACCUCCGCAGACUCACGCCCCUGAAGCCCGCCAAGAAGAAGAAGCACCGCUUCGGGCUGCCUGUGUGAGGGCCCCGGCGCCCUCCCCUCUGCCCCUCCUCUUCUACCUCCGCGCCUCUCGCCGACUCUGCCCACUCCCAGCUGCCGUGACUUCGCCAGCACCGUGGGGCGGUGGCUGCAGAGGGCCCCGUUGCACUACGAAUACUGACCAAAUAUGCAAGCGAGCCGUUGUUUGUCGUCCAGUCCCGCUCUGCGUGGCCUGGCGGGGGGCGGGGGAGGGCAGAGCCCCGCCCGGUAUCUGAUGGGGGUCCAGGUGAAGGCACCCGCCGGGGCUCAGGGAGCACGAGGACCAGACACGCUGGGGUCGGAUGUCGCUCGCUCCGCAGUGCUCUCCGGCCCCCCGGGCCUCUGUGCUGACUCCUGAGGCCCGGUUUUCUGAGUGCUCCCUGUGUUCACGCUUUCUCGAGUCCGCAUCCCGGCCCUCUGGGACGAAGGGGCAGAACAUAGAUUUUUAAGUCUUCCAUAAGCUGUUGACUUUUAUAUUUUUAAGUUAUAUUUUCAUACUAUUGUAUUUAAAAACUCUUUUUAAUCCCUCCAAAGACAUGGGUUUCUUUGCCUUUCGUGGGAUGUGAACUGGUAAAGGGAAAAGUCGGGAGUGUUCGAUUUGGAAGACCGUUAGGUCAUGUCCACUCAGAGGAGGUAGAUGAUCCCGGGGGCACGGGGCAGGGGGAGAAAGUGGCUGAUUGGCUGAAACCGCAACCCUGGCACCUGGCCAGGGUUGGCCGAGCGGGAAGGAGCCGGUUCCAACAUGAUCCCGGGCUGGAUAUGGACCAGGGGCACAGGUUUCAGGGAGUCGGCCAGAGUGACCAGGUGGGAGGCCAAGGGGGCUGGUGUCCAAGAAAUCAAGACCCCUUCUGCCCCCAGACCACUCCUGUGUUCCUGCCUCUCUUCAGAGCCUCCAAGUCUGACAUUCCUGUCUCACCCCCAGCCCUAGAGCACCCAAUGCCUCGGGCAUGGUUUGUCCCCUCCUUGUGGGCCUGAAGAAUACCUGACCGAGAGUGCUUAUCACUACAGGGCACUGCCUGGGGGAUGUAUCUUUCCCCCUGCGAGGGGAGCGGCCCCCUCUGUGGCUCUGGGAGAGGCUGACUGGCUGCGGGGCAGGCUGCCCAGGUGCUGGCCCUCCUGUGGGAACAGCAUGGUAUAGCGGCAUGUGUCACCACCCCAAGGCAGUGUGGACACGCAGGAACAGAAGUGGUACCGGCAAGGUGUGGGCUGUGAGACAGGUGCCAGGAAGCCACAACCCCCAGGAAGCUUCUCUUCAGACCACACCCAGGGGCAUGUCCACGUGGCCUCGUGGCUCUGACUGGUGUGGGGACCACGCAGGGAGGAGGCGUCCCCCUGCUGCAGGGAGUGCCUGUCCAGGGCGGGACAAGGGAGCUUAGGGGGCUCUCUCGCCCGUGGGCACCACAGCGCUGAGCAGUCGGAAUCCAAACUGCAGGGUUGACUCUUGUCUGUGGGGGCAUCUGCUGCCAAGAGGCGGGGAACUGAGUCACGGUCGCAUCUUUCUGCUCUCAGCCGUGUUAGUGGGGGGGAGCUGGGGACGGGAGGAGGGUGGCCGGGUAUCACUGGGAAACGGUGUUCCUGGGCGACCGCCCCGGGACACCACCAGCUCCUCCCUUUCUACUUUGGUUUGAGCAACCUGUGCCCACGGCCAUUGCCCUCACCGUUCCGGGGCUGCAAGUUUGAACCUCGUUGCAUCUCUUACUUCCCUCUUGCUCCGGGGCUCCCGGUAUUUCUGCUCUGGGUGAGAGCUAGGCUGUAGGCCUCACGGGAUCCCUUGGUGUUGAGGCCUGAGCCGGCCACAGUGUGCGAUGGCUUCCUCUGCGUCCUGGCUCUCCGGGGUAGUCCUGGAGCAGCGUCUAAGUGGGCUGCGUGGCCCCCGGCUUGGUGGCACGGCCUCCUAGAGGCUGGCCCGCACACGCAUUUACACAUACAUGCACUGCACGUGCCCAGUCACACUUGGCCCCCACAGCCUGCAUCCCUCCGAAAACCCUCCUGCAGCCUCGGGGGUGCCUGGUACAGUACCCUCCAGAGCGGAUGGUGAAGACCGUGGUCAGGGCUUCCUUCCGAGCUGCCCUAACCAUCCCGUCUCGUCUUGUCCCCCCCCCCACCCCAACAUUUUCUCGCCACCUGCUCCGAGGUGCCUUACGAGGGACAGCUGUCCUCCUGACCAUGCAGUGGGCGUCCACGCACUUGAGAAGUCAAGGGACCACCACCACCGCCGCUGCUUGUUGGCUGUCCACUUGGGCGUUGGUCAAGCAUCCCCCCACACACAUCUACGCACACACUCAUCAGGGUCACAGUGCCGUCUGCCUGGUGAGGUGGAAGGUCUCUGAGGGGAGGCAGAUCCUGGCUGCCCGACUGCCUUAGCUGGGCGGGGCGGGCUGGCAGUGAGGAGGCAGUGCCUUCUUGGUCCACGGUCUGAAGACCUACCAGGUGGCCAUCCCGUAGCCUCAGCCACGCAGGUAACCUCCUGCCUGGAACUUAAACUUGGACUUCUCUCUGGCAAUGGGGAGUCAGGGGGUAGUGCUGACCCUCCAGGGAAGUGAGAGAAUGGACCCCUUGGGCGACGGUUCACAUCCUAGGGGUAAUAGUGGUAAUUCCCCUCGUGGGUGUGGUGGAGCUGGACCCUGGAGACGGCCAGCAGCCCCCCGGCCCUCCACACUGUGCACCCCCAAGCAGUUAAAAGAGUGGAUGGUGCUGGCUCAGAGAGGGAGAAGGUUCUCAUGCCCCCCACCCCGGGUGUGGGGCUGUCCAGCUGCAGGACCCUGCUGGCUUGCUGGUACCUGCUUGUGGCCCCAGCACCCGCGUGGGUCGGAGGGAGGGCGGGCGCCAUUUGAUUUCUUGUUUCGUGAAAUGUGUCAGAGAUCAGACCUGUGACGUCUCCCCAGCCUGUCCCCCGUACCCCAGAGGUUGGGGGUCCACGGGGGGCUGGGGGGGCACAUUUCUGAAAUGAAAGGGAAGAGGAUGUACUUAUAUUGUAAAAUGGUUUACAAUAAAAGUCCAGUAUCUGA